Messenger RNA from Cyprinus carpio (common carp), 3515 nucleotides. RefSeq names its product solute carrier family 2, facilitated glucose transporter member 3-like. Gene Ontology annotation, cellular component: basolateral plasma membrane; apical plasma membrane. The record is from RefSeq and is a predicted model, not a curated record. Gene Ontology annotation, molecular function: hexose transmembrane transporter activity. NCBI's taxonomy places the organism in Eukaryota, Metazoa, Chordata, Actinopteri, Cypriniformes, Cyprinidae. Gene Ontology annotation, biological process: response to insulin; monosaccharide transmembrane transport.
CAAAUUACCCGGUCUCGGAAGAGAGGGCUACUUGUUUACAAACAAAAAAAGACGGCAUUCUCUCACAGAAGCACUCACAUGACAACAAUAACGGGUUUAUUGUGUCACAGAGCAACUUUUGGCAGGUUUGAAUCUGGUGGGAUGCGGCGCCAGAGGAACAGAAUGACCAAAUUUGGACAUUAAACCAGGCUUCGCUUCAAAACCUCGUGAGUUGCCUGUCUAGGGGGCGUUUCUGGCGUCAUUGGCACUUUCUAAAUGAUGCUCAGAUGCUGACUUGGUGGGUGCGCACUAGUUUUUGAGACGCGGCGAUCAUUUCCAACUAAGGGGAUUUACGCGAAUGUCUUGAGAUGAAGUUCUGGUUUAAUCCUGUGACUCAGAUGUUACAGGAACAGGGGGAGCACCGGCGUGACGACAAAGAGUGCGACGUGCUGCUGCUCGUGUCCCACUCUCUAUAAAGCCCACGAGCGCGAGAAAGUUUCAUCACUUACCGCAACUACCUGAUCGACACAGGACCUCUGCAAACAAACAAGCUUUUCCAAAUACGGAUUUGUUUACCCUGAAAACAUAAGUUUGGUCUCACUGCAAAAAGAGGAAGAACUGAACUGAAGACUUCUGUCUCAAUCGCAAUAACUGGCUUUCGCAACAAGAGUAGGAUGGACAAGAUGAAGGACAGUAAGGGGAAGCAGGUGACAUGGUGCCUCAUGUUCUGUGUGUCCACGGCCGUCAUCGGCUCCUUGCAGUUUGGCUACAACACAGGCGUCAUCAAUGCACCUGAUGAGAAAGUGCAGGACUUCAUCAGAAAUGUGACUCAGGAGCGCAGUGGGGAACCAAUGGAGAAAUCCACAUUGACAACAGUGUGGAGUUUAACUGUUUCCAUUUUCAAUGUUGGCGGCAUGAUCGGGUCUCUUAGUGUUGGCACUCUAGUUGACAAACUAGGGAGACGAAAAUGCAUGUUUCUGUCCAACAUCCUGGCUCUGAUUGGUGGAGGCCUGAUGGGUUUAUCCAGCAUGUGCACCUCUUAUGAGUUGAUAAUAGUGGGCCGUCUGGUUAUUGGUGCCUUCUGUGGCCUGUGUACAGGAUUGACACCCAUGUAUGUGGGUGAAAUUGCUCCAACGGCACUGCGAGGGGCUUUUGGUACCCUUCACCAGCUCGGGGUGGUCAUCGGCAUCCUAAUUGCACAGAUCUUAGGCCUGGAGAUAUUGCUGGGAUCUCAGUCUUUGUGGCCACUGUUAUUGGCUCUGACAGCGGUGCCCGCAGUGUUACAGUGCGUCAUGCUGAUCUUCUGCCCGGAGAGCCCUCGAUACCUGCUGAUCACUCUGAACCAGGAGGAGGAGGCACGCCAAGUGCUGACACGUCUUCGUGGGCAUUCAGAUGUGGAGGAUGACAUUCGUGAGAUGAAGGAAGAGGCCUUGAAGAUGUCCAUGGAGAAGAAGGUUUCUAUUCCAGAGCUGUUCCGUAACUCCGCUUACAGACAGCCCAUUAUCAUCGCCAUAAUCCUGCAGCUGUCCCAACAACUCUCUGGCAUCAACGCUGUCAUUUAUUACUCUACCAAGAUCUUCAGAUAUGCAGGUAUCACAGAGGCAGUCUAUGCCACCAUUGGAGUGGGUGCAGUCAACACUCUCUUCACCGUCAUCUCUCUCUUCCUGGUGGAGAGGGCAGGAAGAAGAACACUUCAUAUGGUCGGACUAGCUGGAAUGACUGUCUGUGCUCUGCUCAUGACCAUUUCUCUUGAAAUUCUGAACCCUAUAGGAGCAAAAGCAGGAAGUGGUGCUAAUAUGACUGCCAUCCCUGAAUCUGUAUCUGCAGGGGCAACUUCCCCAAUCAGCGUUCUGGCCAUUCUGGCAGUGUUUGGGUUUGUGGCCAGUUUUGAGAUGGGACCGGGACCAAUCCCAUGGUUCAUAGUGGCUGAGUUAUUCGCUCAAGGUCCACGCCCGGCAGCCAUCGCUGUGGCGGGAUGCUGCAACUGGACCGCCAGCUUCCUUGUCGGACUGUUUUUCCCAAAACUAUUGGAACUGUGUCAAGCGUACGUCUUCAUCAUAUUCCUCAUCCUCCUUAUCAUCUUCUUCGUGUUUACCUACUUCCGUGUUCCCGAGACCAAAGGCCGAACCUUUGAAGACAUUGCCAGUGGGUUUUCCAGUGCCGCCAACUACAUGUCCCCAGAGGGUGCCAUCGCAAUGCCAGUAUCCCCAUCAUCAGAGAAGUUUCCGAUGACUGAAAUGGCUGCUCAGCAGAAAAGCUGAGCAAACCUAUAGAAAAAAACCCUUUAACCCACACAAGAUUGACACCUUAAAUGAACAGAUGCUGCUAAAUAAUGGGUAUUAUUAUAAAGAAAUAGGCAGAUCAGUGAGAUCAAGCACAUCACAAAUAAAUCACAAUGUUACAUUGUAAGUGUAACGGAUAGCAGCUGUUAAAAUCACAUUUCUUUGGUGAAAUCACUGUGCUUUUUUUUUAUUAUUAAUAUUAUUAUUAUUAUUGAGGUAGCUUCAAAAACAUGACAGGGUUUAAAAAUGUCUGAAAAGUUUGGAAACCACUGACGUAGAGGAACUAAACAGUGUUAGGGUACUGAUUGGCAGUUAUAAAGUCAUUAUGAGCAAACAAGUGUUUAUUACAUGUGGUUGCAGAUGUGUAUGUUUAGUUUAGUAGUAUUUUUUAAAUAACUGAUGUGUGAGAUUUCUACUUGUCAUGUGGAAAAUUAAACUGAUUACUAUGACUUAUAUUUAAAUGGUUGGUUAGGAAAUUUCCCAUAUUGCCCAAAGACUUGUGUGAAGUUUUGUGUAUUUUUCCGACUUUGGAGCCCCCUGCAGUUAAAUUUGUGAAAUUCACUAUGGUAAUUGAAAUGGAUAGAUACACGUGCAUUUUUUUAUAUUUUGUUUGUUUUUUGUAAUUGUACUGUUUAAAUCAGGUUUUAAAUCCUAGAUUUUUAGUAUGUUUUGUGGGUCCAGUACAGGUCCAGUUAUAUCAGCAUGUGUUGGUGUUUGUAUAUGAUACUGGUUAUAAAAGCCCUGCUGAAUAUAAAUUGUCAGUGUUAAAAUGGUGUUCAUCACUUAAGUAUUUUUGUGAUGAUUGUUACUGUGUACAUGACUGAAUGAACACUACUGAUACAGGAUCAUAUGAAAGUUCAUCAUGUUUUUGGGGUAGUUUGUACUGUACACUGUAAAAGUGUUGCUCUACUGUGUAAAUAUAUAUUUUUGUUUGUUUACAUUUAUUACUUUAUUUUGCUGCACUAGUCUAACUGGACGAUUGAGAUACUCAGAGUUUUAUCAAGUAUGCACCAAUGAUGUUUUCCUUUUUUAUUUUUUGUGAAUGUGUAUUUUAUAUAUAUUUAUAUAUUUUGUUAUAUUUAUAGCUUUUAUCAUUUUAUUUCCAAUUUCUUAUGUUUGUACUUUUUUAAUUAUUAUUGUUUUUUCUUUAAACACAAUGUCCUGAAUAUAUGAGUGUAUGUAAUACCAAAAGCACUUGAAAGCAUAUUUAUUUUUGUGAGACUGACAAGAUUAAAACAUUCCCAUUGCACAUGA